CUACAGUCUUUUUGAGAGGUUCCUGGUUUGACUCACAAUAAAUUGAUCCACUCUCCCAUGAUGAAUCGUGUGUGUCCGGGGCUUGUCCUACGCCCUAGAGCCUUUGGUUGCUGGAAAGAACAGGAUGGAUCUGGUGCUGAGAAAAUGCCUUCUCCAUGUGGCUGUGAUGGGUGCUCUUCUGGCUGUGGGGGCCACAGAAGGACCCAGAGACCGGGACUGGCUUGGUGUCUCAAGGCAGCUCAGAACUAAAGCAUGGAACAGGCAGCUAUAUCCAGAGUGGACAGAAAGCCAGGGGCCUCACUGCUGGAGAGGUGGCCAGGUAUCUCUGAAGGUCAGCAAUGAUGGGCCUACACUGCGUGGGGCAAACGCCUCCUUCUCUAUUGCCCUGCACUUCCCUGAAAGCCAAAAGGUGCUGUCAGAUGGGCAGGUCAUCUGGGCCAACAACACCAUCAUUAACGGGAGCCAGGUGUGGGGAGGACAGCCAGUGUAUCCCCAAGAACCUGAUGAUACCUGCAUCUUCCCCGAUGGGAGGGCCUGUCCGUCUGGCCCUUCACCUCAGAGAAGAAGCUUUGUUUAUGUCUGGAAGACCUGGGGCCAAUACUGGCAAGUUCUCGGGGGCCCAGUGUCUGGACUGAGCAUUGGGACAGGCAAGGCAGUGCUGGGCACACACAUCAUGGAAGUGACUGUCUACCACCGCCGGGGGUCCCAGAGCUACGUAUCCCUCGCUCACUCCCGCUCAGCCUUCACCAUUACUGACCAGGUGCCCUUCUCUGUGAGCGUGUCUCAGCUGCAGGCCUUGGAUGGAAUGAACAAUCACUUCCUGAGAAAGCAACCUCUGACCUUUGCCCUCCGGCUCCACGACCCCAGUGGCUAUUUGGCUGGGGCUGACCUCUCCUACACCUGGGACUUUGGAGACAGUACUGGGACCCUGAUCUCUCGGGCACUUGUGGUCACUCACACUUACCUAGAGUCUGGCCCAGUCACUGCACAGGUGGUGCUACAGGCUGCCAUUCCUCUCACUUCCUGUGGCUCCUCCCCAGUUCCAGGCACCACAGCUGGACAUGUGCCAACUGCAGAAGUCGUGGGCACUACACCUGCUCAGGUGCCAACUGCAGAGCCCUCUGGAACCACAGCUGUGCAAGUACCAACUGCAGAGGGCACAGGUACCACAGCUGGCCAAGUGCCUACUGCAGAAGUCGUGGGCACUACACCUGCUCAGGUGCCAACUGCAGAGCCCUCUGGAACCACAGCUGUGCAAGUACCAACUGCAGAGGGCACAGGUACCACAGCUGAGCAGGUACUAGCCUCAGAAGUCAUAAGUACCACACCUGCAGAGAUGCCAACUGCAGAGGCCAUAGGUACGACACCUGAAGUGUCAACUGCAGAACCCUCUGGAACCACAGUUGCACAGGUAACAACUACAGAGCUGGUGGAGACCACAGCUGGAGAGGUACCCACCCCUGAGCCUGACAGUCCAGAUGCCAGCCCAUUCUUGUCUACAGAAGGUAUUACAGGCUCCCAGAGCCCCCUGCUGGAUGACACAGCCACCUUAAUCCUGGUGAAGCGACAAGUCCCCCUGGAUUGUGUUCUGUAUCGAUAUGGCUCCUUUUCCCUCACCCUGGACAUUGUCCAGGGUAUUGAGAGUGCUGAGAUCCUGCAGGCUGUGCCAUCCAGUGAAGGAGAUGCAUUUGAGCUGACUGUGUCUUGCCAAGGCGGGCUACCCAAGGAGGCCUGCAUAGACAUCUCAUCGCCAGGGUGCCAGCCCCCUGCCCAGCGGCUGUGUCAGCCUGUGCCACCCAGCCCAGACUGCCAGCUGGUUCUGUACCAGGUACUGAAGGGCGGCUCGGGGACCUACUGCCUCAAUGUGUCUUUGGCUGAUGCCGACAGCCUGGCAAUGGUCAGCACCCAGCUUGUCAUGCCUGGUCAAGAAGCAGGCUUCGGGCAGGCUCCCCUGUUCUUGGGCAUCUUGCUGGUAUUGAUGGCUUUGCUGCUUGCAUCUCUGGUAUAUAGGAGAAGACGUACAAAGCAGGGCCGAGCUCUCCCCCUUCCCCAGCUGCCACCCGGCAGAACCCAGUGGCUACGUCUGCCCUGGGUCUUCCGUUCUUGCCCCAUUGGUGAGAGCAGCCCCCUCCUCAGUGGGCAGCAGGUCUGAGUACUCUCACGUGAUGUCAUGAUUUACCCAGCGUGGACAGCAAUGCCUAUCUUUUCUCCAGUCUUCCCUUGGAAACUACCAUUGCCUGAAAUAAAGACUCAGAACCUGGA
Messenger RNA from Lagenorhynchus albirostris (white-beaked dolphin), 2262 nucleotides. It is a transcript of the gene PMEL, whose product is annotated as premelanosome protein. Gene Ontology annotation, biological process: melanosome organization. Gene Ontology annotation, cellular component: melanosome. The transcript is spliced from 12 exons. Bases 125 to 2152 code for a protein of 675 amino acids. The record is from RefSeq and is a predicted model, not a curated record. NCBI's taxonomy places the organism in Eukaryota, Metazoa, Chordata, Mammalia, Artiodactyla, Delphinidae.